This is a messenger RNA of Sphaeramia orbicularis (orbiculate cardinalfish), 2933 nucleotides long. RefSeq names its product phosphate-regulating neutral endopeptidase PHEX-like. The transcript is spliced from 20 exons. The record is from RefSeq and is a predicted model, not a curated record. Gene Ontology annotation, biological process: protein processing. Gene Ontology annotation, cellular component: plasma membrane. Lineage: Eukaryota; Metazoa; Chordata; Actinopteri; Kurtiformes; Apogonidae. Gene Ontology annotation, molecular function: metalloendopeptidase activity. Bases 1 to 2226 code for a protein of 741 amino acids.
AUGAGGAGAGGAGGACGGAGCGCCUUCUGCCGCAGAGGAAACCCGUCUGACACGCAGAUCUACCGGCAACCGGCAACCCCAGAAAACGUGCAUCCACCGGCACCUAUCCCACCCAAGCAGAACCGAGCGCUGACGGAUCCAAACCGAUGCGUCCGGCAGCCCCUGAUGCUCCGCAGCGCUCCGGGGCUUUCAGGUCGGUGGGAGAGGCUCGAGCCGCGGCCGCGCGCUAGGAUGCUGCGCCAGGUGUUGCGCGGGCCUGAGGACCUCCUUCCACGCGCUGGGCCGGUUCGUCGCGAGCCACCCGGUGUUCUUCGCCUCGGCGCCCGUGCUGCUGUCCAUCCUGCUCGGGGCCAGCUUCAGCCGGUACCGCGUGGAGGAGGACGUGGAGAGCCUGCUCGCGCCCAAACACAGCCUGGCCAAGAUAGAAGGGAACCUGGGGAUAGCCUGUUCCCCGUCAACCGAUCCAAGCACGCGCUCUACUCAGACCUGCAGACGCCGGGACGGUACGGGCGCGUGAUUGUCACCACCCGCAAGGGAAGCGUCCUGGACCCGGUUCACCUGGACCAUACUGAAGCUAUAUUGGAAGAGUUGGACACCAAACCGAUGCUGAAAACCCUCAAACAGCCUGAGUUCGGUGGCCGCUCGAUCAGGCGUCCUUGUCGUUGCCCCUCCAGGAAGACUACAUCACCAAACACUUCCUCUGCCAAGGCGUACCGUGCAGCCCUGCUGAGUUUGAUGGUGGAUACAGCCGUCAUGCUGGGCGCUCCGGAGAAAGCAGCGCUGACCCAGAUGGAAAAGGCUCUUGACUUCGAGACCAAACUGGCUCAUAUCCUGAUUCCUUAUGAAAAUCGCACCAGUGAGAAUAUGUACAACAGACACCCACUUUCUUACCUGCAACAGAACAUUCCACAGUUCGACUGGGUGGGUUUUGUAAAAGCUGUCAUGAAGUCUAAGACCGACCCGCCGCUCUCCAUCUCUUCCUCUGAACGCGUUAUCGUCCGAGCUCCUCAGUACUUCAAGGAACUUUUCAAGCUCAUUAACACGACGGAUCCAAGGACUGUAGCUAACUACGUACAAUGGAGGACAGUUUUUUCCAGAAUCACCACUUUGAGCCGCCGUUUUCUCUACAGAUACCUGGACUAUGCUCGGGUGACCACAGGAACCACCUCUCUGACCCCACGCUGGGAUAAGUGUGUCAACUAUGUGGAGAAUUCACUUGUUUAUGCCACUGGGCGCCUCUUUGUCAACGCUCAUUUCCAGGAGGACAAGAAACACAUGAUGGAGGAGUUGAUUGACGGCAUUCGCUGGGCGUUCAUGGACAUCCUGGAGAAAGAGAACGACUGGAUGGAUGAAGAGACGAAGCUGAAAGCGCUGGAUAAGGCUCAUGCUGUCCUCGCUAAGGUCGGUUACCCCGAGUUCAUUCUCAAUGACACCUACCUCAAUGAAGAUCUAAAGCAGCUACAGUUCAAUGAGAGGGACUAUUACGGGAAUGUGAUGCAGACACUGAAGUUCAUCGCCCAGUCGGACCUCGCUUGGCUUCGAAAGAGUGUCCCACGUAAAGAAUGGUUCACAAACCCCACAACAGUGAACGCCUUCUACAGCUCCUCAACAAAUCAGAUCAGAUUCCCGGCUGGAGAGCUACAAAAACCCUUCUUUUGGGGGGUGGAAUAUCCAAGGUCUUUGAGUUACGGUGCCAUUGGUGUCAUAGUUGGACAUGAGUUAACACAUGGUUUUGACAAUAAUGGCCGUAAAUACGAUAAAAACGGAAACCUCCAUCUUUGGUGGAGCAACUCUUCUAUAACAGCCUUCAACGACAAAACGCAAUGUAUGAUUGACCAGUACAACGGUUACCACUGGGAGGAGGCGGGGCUCAAUGUACGAGGUAAGAGGACUCUGGCAGAAAACAUCGCAGACAACGGAGGAAUACGAGAGGCGUUCAGGGCGUACCGGCGGUGGGUGGAUCAGAGCAGAGGUGGAGUAGAGGAGCCUCUGCUGCCUGGGGUCGGACUCAACAACAACCAACUGUUCUUCCUCAGCUAUGCACAUGUGAGAUGUAACGCAUACAGAACAGAAGCAGCGAGGGAACAGAUCCAAAGCGGCGCGCACAGUCCGCCAAAAUACAGAGUCAUCGGAGCCAUGAGUAACUACGAAGAGUUCAGCAAAGCCUUCAGCUGCCCCGAGGCGUCGGUUAUGAACCGAGGCGCAAAGUCCUGCCGGGUGUGGUGACCUUUGACCUCAGCUUGGCCCCGAACCAGGCCAGAGCUAACGGCGGGACGCUACAGUUAGCCUGCACAGGUUUCCAGACAUGAGAACAGCUGGUAAAUGAAGACCAGCUCUUCUCACAGUAGCAUUUACACCCUAACAGACACACGUUGGGGUACGAAGUGAGAUUUUACCGACUGAAGCCAUUUUUAAUAAUCUGCUGUUGUUGUAUUUUGUUACUGCAGCAGUGGAAAUGUUAUUUUUAAAGGGGUCAUAUUUUGCUAAACCCACUAAUAUUAGUCUUUGGUUCAUUUAUUUGUGUAUUUGGACCCUAAUAGUUCAUAAAGUUUGAAUUUGAACCCUCCAGGUGCUGCAAAACUAUUUUUAUAUUAAUUUUGGCAAUAAUCAAGUGGAUUUCUACAACCUGAUUCAAUUCCUUCUUAAUUUGCUACGUUUUAUAACUAAUUAUGUCAAAACAUUUGCACAUAUACUGUUCAAGACUUCCAACGAAAAUUUCUCCGAGUACGACAUAAUUGUUUGUCAGCAGCAACGGUUGUAGUAAAAACUGAAAAUAUGUCCAAACUUCAAUCCAAUUACCUUAAAUAUUCAGUCGUUGGUUGAACAGGACAGAGCAGCACAGCCAACUAACUACCUGGAGGGGGCGGGACUUCAAGUGGCUCAUUUGGAUUUAAAGGGCCAGCGCUCAAAACAACCUUUCUGGUGUCAUUAUU